Ascoidea rubescens DSM 1968 is the source of this 556-nucleotide messenger RNA. RefSeq lists its product as uncharacterized. Bases 168 to 362 code for a protein of 64 amino acids. The transcript has a single exon. The record is from RefSeq and is a predicted model, not a curated record. Lineage: Eukaryota; Fungi; Ascomycota; Saccharomycetes; Ascoideales; Ascoideaceae.
CCCAAUUGUCAAUAGAAUCCCUUUUGUACUGAUUUUGUCGGGAUACGCUUUGGUGGAGUGCAGACCCUGCAGGUAGAUCUUAGCUGAUGUUUGCCUCAGGAAAUGCUGCUUUUCUGCGACUGAUCAUGAAGAUGUUCACUCUUCUAAUCUUCUACUUUGGUGGUUAAAUGAGUGGUGUGGAAACUGUUGGAAAGCGCCUCAACCUAAAGAUAAAAAUCAUUUUGGCUGGACAAAUCGGGCUCAUUCCGGUUUGGGAAGAGCAUUUCUUUUCCUGGCCAGCUCCAAACGUUUCAAGCUCUGAACUAUUGAAUCAAGCCCACAAGUUCUGGGUAUUCUCUGCAAUUAAGCCUCCAGAAAUGUAGAAGAUUGAUAAGGUUUGCGCUGCCCUCUGUGCUUUUUGUCCACUGUUAAGGAAACACAAAAGAAAUGCAGCAGAAACGACACCUUCAGCGAGAGUGAGGGUCCUAUGUUUUUUUCAUUGCAACCACAAAAUUCCUGUUCUCAAACACAUUUGAUCUGUACGUCCAUCACAUCUUGUGCUGUCAACACAAUCGCC